AUGGCUGGUAUCUUUGCACGUCGCUCUGCAUUGCGUGCCGUCACCACUGCACAGACUUUCCGUGCGGCUCCUGUGCUUUCGCGUUCGACUCGUCUUCUGGGACAGAGAUCCUAUGCCAGUGGGAAGCAGGAUAAGGGAUAUGAGGAGCAUAAGAAGAGUGAUUUGCCAUGGUUACUUGGCUCAGUUGGACUGGGUGGCCCGGUGAUCGUGUAUCUACUUCAAUCCGGCCCGGAGAAGAAGCCUCAUGGGGAGGGUCAUGGACAUAGACAUGGUGAAGAGCAUCAGGAGGAGUCCGACGAGAAAGAAACUGCUACCGAGGUAGAGGAAACCGCGGAGCCCGCUGAAAAGGAAGAUGGUGAAUCUUCGAAAGAAGAGUCAUCUGAUGAAGGAAAGGAGAAUCAAUCUGCGGGGAAGGAGAAGUCGGGUGAUGAACAGCCUGCUGAGAAGAAGGAACAAAGUGCCGACAAGGAGGAGUCUAACAAAGAGUCCAAGUUGGAUGAUGCGUCUGAAUCUAAGGAAGAGGAUUCAUCAGAAUCGAAGGAGUCUGACGAGGGAAAGCCAUCUGAUAACCAACAAAAAGAGGCCUCAUCCAAGGAUGCGAACGAGCAGCCCAACUCGGAGGGAGAGGGAAAGGGUGGAAAGAACGAGGAUGAACAAACCUCGAAGAGCCAGAAUUAG
Penicillium malachiteum is the source of this 678-nucleotide messenger RNA. RefSeq lists its product as uncharacterized. The coding region runs from base 1 to 678 and encodes 225 amino acids. The transcript is spliced from 3 exons. The record is from RefSeq and is a predicted model, not a curated record. Lineage: Eukaryota; Fungi; Ascomycota; Eurotiomycetes; Eurotiales; Aspergillaceae.